CCCCUCCUAUCCUCCAACUUCAGAAGCAGAUUAAUUAGUUAGCCUAUCUCAUUAGAGAGAAACUACUUCUGUUUUCUUCCUAGAAUUUCAACAACUUCUGCAAUUAAAUUUGGCAUUGUUUCUGCUACUGAUUCUCCCUGCCUUUCUCUCACAAAUCCAAACAUGAAAAAAAUGGAUCUUUUCUGUGCUUCUCCAGCUUCCACAGCUAUCUGCUCUAGCCUAGACCAUCGUUCCAUGGUCCGUAGUGGUACUACCAGACCCAUUGGUUACCAGAAAUCCAAACCUUAUGCUCCUUGUUCGUCUCAUCAUUUACCCUAUAAUCCUAAACCUGAUUAUGAGACGAACAGAAAGAGUUCUGCGAAUAAGCAAGGUGAUUUUCGCGGGAAAAGCUUUGCUGAUAAUGAUAGAGAGAGCAGUACUACUUCUCGUGCAAAACAAACUGGUGAUUUACGUAGAAAAAGCUCUGCUGAUAUAAGGGAUCUCCAUAGUCCAACAGUCUCCUCCUCUAGGUAUCUUCUGAGUGAUAAAGUACCCUAUAUUGAUUGGAUUUCGGAGUCUAAUGAUCAUACCUCCGCAUUGGUUCUUGAUCCUGCUCAACGUUCCAAGCCUGGCCAUACAGGCUCAAGUAAUGCUCCUGCUACUCCUCGAGGAUCUUGUUCACUAGCUAAUUACUCUCGUGACUGGAUUUUGGAGCCUCAUCAAACUACAAAGUCUAGGCAUUCCAGCUCAAUUGAUCAUUCUCCUGCUUUAAAAUCUUCUUCCUCAGCUCGCUCCCGAGACCAGGUCGUCGUUUUGUGGGUGUCAAUCCAUUGCAAGGGCUGUGAAGGAAAAGUGAGAAAGCAUAUUUCCAAAAUGGAAGGAGUGACAUCAUUUAGUAUAGAUUUGGCUACAAAGAAAGUUACAAUUAUAGGAAAUGUGACCCCCUUCGGAGUUCUUGCUAGUGUGUCCAAGGUGAAGAAUGCACAGCUUUGGCCGUCUCCGGCGACAACAUCAACUGCGUCCUACAUCUCCUCCACCAGAAGAUCCACCUGAGCUAUAUAUGGAGCGCUAGCUAGGUUUUUUUACUUAUCUUCUUCUCAACCUUUUCUUUUUUGUUAAUUCUGCUUGGCGUGUGUGAAAUACUCCCAGGAUCAAGUUGUGUGUUUUUAUUAUUAAUUAUUGGCUGUUUAAUCACUAGUCUAAUAUAUAUUAUAUAUGUACUGUAAAUGUGAACUCUUUUUAUGUGAUCGAAUUGAGAAAAACUUAUAUAAA
Messenger RNA from Hevea brasiliensis (rubber tree), 1251 nucleotides. Its product is annotated as protein SODIUM POTASSIUM ROOT DEFECTIVE 2. Gene Ontology annotation, molecular function: metal ion binding. The record is from RefSeq and is a predicted model, not a curated record. The transcript is spliced from 3 exons. Bases 163 to 1032 code for a protein of 289 amino acids. Lineage: Eukaryota; Viridiplantae; Streptophyta; Magnoliopsida; Malpighiales; Euphorbiaceae.